Pomacea canaliculata is the source of this 2691-nucleotide messenger RNA. RefSeq names its product ras-related protein Rab-1A. Gene Ontology annotation, molecular function: GTP binding; GTPase activity. The transcript has 7 exons. The coding region runs from base 136 to 753 and encodes 205 amino acids. The record is from RefSeq and is a predicted model, not a curated record. Lineage: Eukaryota; Metazoa; Mollusca; Gastropoda; Architaenioglossa; Ampullariidae.
ACCUAUAACUAAAUCGGAAGAAGGAAGCCAUCUUUGAUUGCAGCAAUAGAUGUCUGCCAACGUUGAUUCUGUACAGUAGCAAUUACAGUUACAGCUGUAGCAGAUAAAAUACAAUUGGUGUGUGGUUAGUGAGUUAUGUCAACAAUGAAUCCAGAGUAUGACUAUCUCUUUAAACUGUUGCUCAUUGGUGAUUCUGGUGUUGGAAAGUCUUGCCUUCUUUUAAGGUUUGCAGAUGAUACAUACACAGAAAGCUACAUCAGCACAAUUGGUGUAGACUUUAAAAUCCGAACAAUAGAACUAGACGGAAAGACGAUAAAGCUACAGAUUUGGGACACUGCUGGACAGGAGAGAUUCAGGACCAUCACUUCAAGUUAUUAUCGUGGUGCUCAUGGCAUUAUCGUUGUCUAUGAUGUUACAGACCAGGAAUCCUUCAACAAUGUGAAGCAGUGGCUUCAAGAAAUUGACCGAUAUGCCAGCGAGAAUGUCAAUAAGCUCUUGGUAGGCAACAAAUGUGACCUCACCACAAAGAAAGUGGUAGAUUACACUACAGCAAAGGAGUAUGCUGAUCAGUUGGGCAUACCCUUUCUGGAAACAAGUGCAAAGAAUGCCACCAAUGUAGAGCAGGCGUUCAUGACAAUGGCGGCUGAGAUCAAGAACAGGAUGGGCCCUGUCACUGCUGCCUCAGAAAACAAGCCCAGUGUCAAAAUAAACUCCAGCACUCCUGUCAAGCAAGGAGGUGGUGGCUGCUGUUAAAAGCACGAUGGUGUAGCUGUGUUAAGGCUGUGUUGAAACAGUGCCACUAUGAGACCAUGGGGUUAUCGAUGGAAAAUUUCAAGCUGGAAACACUUCACAGACCUAAUAUUUAACAUUCAUUGCUGCAAGUAAGACAAGCAUGUCCUUUUGAUUUUAGAAGGAAAUGCAGACAUUUGCAAUCUUCCUCACAGUCACCAACGUCGAUACCAGAAUUGGGGAGUUGUCUAGGGUGGUUCUUGUUUGGGGGUUGUAAUCUUUUAUUAUUUUUUUUUUUUAACUGAAUAAACAUCUGUGAGCAGUUCUUUGUUUUCUUUGAUUGGAUUUGAAAAUGUUAAAGUGAGGCUUUCUCGUGUGUCACUCACCGACAUAAGUUCUGCUCACUGUAGACUUAAAGGUCAUUUCUAAGCUGUAUUUAUACCAUUUCAUGUGUACAUUGAAGUGUUCAUCCAUGGAUGAUAGCUCGUGAUGCCAGAAGAUAAAAGGAAGAUGAGUAAGUACUUUUUUUAAUGUUACAAGUUUAACAGAUACUGUUAUAAAUUUCUCCAUGGGAAGAGGUCACUUCCUGCAAUGAUAAUCUCCUGACAAGAAUCCUUACAUUUUGGUUACACCAGCCAUGGUUACCAACCUCUCCAUGUUUCAGCUUGAACAAUGUGUCUGGGGAGAAGGGAGACGGGAAAGUUAGCAUGGUUGAGAGUUGUGUUGAGAUGUCUGACCAUUGCUUCAUUCUGUAACAGGUCAAGUGAGUAGCAUAUGAAGACAUUUACUGUUUUUCUCCAUCCAUGUAUAAAGCCCACAUUGAUAUUUUUCCUGUAUUCAUAUUUGAACAUGUCUGAAAAAAUUCUUUGUGUAUAUUCAUUGUGGAAAUGCUUCUACCUGUGGGUUGGUAUUGUGUAAUUAUUCUUGAUAACGUAACCUUUUUUUUAAGUAUCUAUACAUAGCACUUUAUAGAUAUCAAAAAGCAAAUUGACAUAAAGAACAUUCUGGCUUUAAUAUGCUGUGAGGAUUUUUCUUUUCAUUUUAUUUUUACAUCGUUUUGAUUAUGAAAGGCAUUCCUAUGUUGACAUUUCAUCAGUGAUUAGAAAGUUUUAUCACCAGUUGGAUUAGAACACUGAAUGUUGAUGUCUGUUGCCUGCUCUUUCCCAAACAUUACCUUUUUACCCACAAUCUCUGUUUAAUGACAAAUCUGGACGCCACAGAGAAAUAAGAAUCAUGAGCAUACCUGAAUUUUUUGUGGGCAAGUGUUUUUUUUUUUUUUUUUGGUUUUGUUUUUGUUUCCCCCACCCCCCUCAUAUUAGUCCCGCAGAAUACUUUUCCACAACAUUGGCAUUUUUUCUUGCUGUGCUUGUUCACCUGAGGGAUUUUAGGUGUUUGUGUCGGUGCUCUCUUUUUUUCAGCAUGCGGGGACUGGUUAGCAGAGCGUGCUUUUUGUUCAGAGCUGCUGCUAGAUUAGUACUUAACCAGUUUGGUGAUUGAUGAUCUACUCUUUUUUUACCUUAAACAAAUCAGAAAAGUGUCCAGCAGUUAGUCGUUUACUGCGGAUUAUUUGUAGUUGGCUUGACCUGGAAAAUGGCGCCGUUAUGAGCAUCCUGCCACAGUCUCUUUGGUCUCUGACUUGAUAGAUUUCUUGACUUCCUCUGCAUGGACCACAAUGGUGCUAAAGUCUUUGUUAGGAAGCUGCCAGUUUUGCUGAAGAUAAGAGAGGCAACUGCAUGGGCCCCUAAAGUACUCCUUUUGUGUGUUGCUGGAUGUCUUGUGCUAAGCUGAGGCAUGUUGAGUGCAAGCGGUACGAAAGAACAAAAAGGACAAACAAAAGGAAUAUCUUGUUUCUUUGGUUUCUAUGCUUAUCUGUCUGCCCUGAUCCAAGCUAUUGGCUUCUCUACCGUUUUGGCCUGUAUUCAGAGCAGCACUGGAGUAUCAACAAUAAAAAUGUAAAUAAUG